AUGGAUCCAAAUCGUAGUGUUAACUCGGUCGGUGGUUUUCUCCGGCGAGGUCCGGCCGUCCUGGUAGCUCUGUUUCUAUUACCCACAAUCACAGCCGGCGCCACCGCAUGCUACACGUCGAUCUUCAGCUUCGGCGACUCCAUCGCAGAUACCGGAAAUGAAUGCAUACUCUCGCCACUCCAACCUCCCUGCUCUCUCCCCUACGGCAGGACUUUUUUCCACCGCUCCACCGGCCGGAAUGGAGACGGCCGUUUGAUCAUCGAUUUCAUCGCUGAAUACUUGGGGCUUCCAUUGGUACCGCCGUCGCUGGGAAAGCAGAGCAAUUUCCGGACCGGCGCCAACUUCGCCGUGGCCGGUGCGACGGCGCUCGACUGUGAGUCACUUAAAAACAGAGGGAUCCCCUGUUUUCUAAAUAACAUUUCUUUGGGGGUUCAGUUGGAUUGGUUCCGGAAAUUGCUUCCGGCGCUCCGUCACUCCUCCGGCAGUGCAGAAUGCACCAAUCUUUUGAACAAUUCUCUUGUAAUUUUCGGAGAAAUUGGAGGCAACGAUUAUAAUUUCGCUUUACGCUGUGGAAUAAGCCUAAAAAAAGUUCAAAAUCUUGUUCCUGUGGUGGUCAAUACCAUAGGUUUGGCUCUCAAGGAGGUAAUCAAAUUAGGUGCAGUGAACAUCUUGGUCCCUGGAAAUUUCCCUAUCGGAUGCGUGCCAGACAUUUUAUCUCGUUUCCCGAGCUCGAACCCAAGAGACUACGAUCCUUCCACUGGAUGCCUCAUUCUAUACAAUCAAUUCGCAGAACUUCAUAAUGGACAGCUCCAGAUCGAACUGAAUAAGACGAGGCGACUUUAUCCCCAUGCCAACAUCAUCUAUGUCGACUACUACAACGCUAUCAUGCCCAUCUAUCGUUCCCCGAGUCAGUUUGGGUUUACUGGAGGAGUUCUGAAGCCAUGUUGCAAUGGGAUGAAUCAAUCGGCUAGCUGUUGUGACGAGCCUUCAACAUUUGUGAACUGGGAUGGGAUUCAUUUCACUGAAGCAACCUAUAGACGGAUUGUCAAGGGGAUUAUGAAAGAUGGGUUACUCACAAACCCUAAUCUCAAUGCUUCAUCUUGUCUUGUUGGGGAUCCUUAG
Linum trigynum is the source of this 1122-nucleotide messenger RNA. Lineage: Eukaryota; Viridiplantae; Streptophyta; Magnoliopsida; Malpighiales; Linaceae. The record is from the annotation of a GenBank genome assembly.